This is a messenger RNA of Mucor mucedo, 726 nucleotides long. RefSeq lists its product as uncharacterized. The transcript has a single exon. NCBI's taxonomy places the organism in Eukaryota, Fungi, Mucoromycota, Mucoromycetes, Mucorales, Mucoraceae. The record is from RefSeq and is a predicted model, not a curated record. The annotation marks the transcript as partial.
AUGUCAACUCAAGAUCAUGUUUCCUGGUCAACUGUGGCUUCUCGCGGUGCCUCCAAGAAAGUCCUGCGUCCACUUCCUGUCUCUGGCGAGACUGAUUCUCAAUUCAAGUUGAAAAGUAACACCCUUUUCCAUCAUCCUGAACUUGAUUACCAGAUUAUGGUACGCCAAGCUGCUUCUAUUGUCAAGCAAGCACUGACGCCUGGUUCUGUUUUGUUUUCGUUCCCCGCUUCACUUUUUAAACAUCGGACAGAAGCUUAUGAACUCAUUGAAGAUCAAUGUGGUGCUGUCCAGGGAUUUCGUCCUAUUAGCAAUUAUGGUACUCGCUCUGCUGGUGAAUUCAUGGUUGAAGUUAAGUUUGUAAUGCCAACAAGCACUACAAAGGCAAUCACUCACGGUGUUAGUUACAAGAACUUGUUGUUUAAAGGCUCUCCUUCUGUUCCUAGGGGCAACAAUACACUUGUGCAUGUCAAGAUGACUCUUUUGCGAAUUCCGGACAAGGAUACGUUUCUGGCGGAUCUCAAAAGAUCUCUGCGCUAUUACGGUGAAGUGUACCAGGUGAAAGAGUACACUUGCGGUGGGUACUUUGAAGGUGAGCUGUCGGUUAUCCUUGAUAUCUCGGCUGGCUAUAUUGAUGCUUCUGGUGACAAGGUCAAGAAUGAGCCACUCACAAAUAAUUUGUACUUGGAGGAAUGGGACUGUUUUGCUUCGGCAACAUUUAAAGGUGCA